AUAGAUUUCGUUUGCAUCUUAGCUACUUCCGGUAAAAAAAACAACAACAACAUAGAAAAUUACUUCUUUACAAACAUGUUCUUUUGAUAACUGCAAUUGUCCUAUCACUAACUGAUUCAUUUGCACACCUAAAGAAGAGGAUAUGUUAAAACUGACCAGGCUAGGGGACUGACUACAACAUCCAGCAUCAAUGUCAUUCUUGAAUUGUAGCAGAUCAAGUGAAAAAGUAUCAAGUCCAACAGACUCCCCACCAUAUGACAAGGAAAAAUAUUUGAAAAGCAAGGACCAGAAUGCAACAUCUCCUGUAGGUAGCCAGAAUUCUAGCAAAGGGGAUUUCCCAAAUAUAAUGUUGGAAUAUGGCAAUGAACCAUUGCAAUAUGAUAUUUAUACUACCAUAGGUAAAGGUUGUAAUGAGGCUGCUACUAUAUCAGUGGCUAAACACAUCGCCUCAGGUCAUAAUGUGGCCAUCAGACAGGUGGAUCUUGACAAAUUAGAGAAUGAAGCAAGUGUGAAUUCUGUCCAGAAUGAGAUAGUGUUGUGUAGGCAGCUUAACCAUGAAGCUAUCUUACCAUACUAUACCUCGUUUGUACACAAUAAUGAAGUCUGGACCAUUAUGCCUUUAAUGGCUUACGGUUCAUGCAGAGAUUUGAUGCAUGCAUAUUUUACCAGUGGGUUGCCAGAACAAGCGAUUGCUUAUAUACUAAGAGAUAUUCUAAAUGCGUUAGAAUACCUUCAUACUAAAGGGAUAAUACACAGGGGAGUGAAAUCUAGUCACAUACUUAUAUCAGCUGCGGGUCGUGUGUGUUUGUCGGGUAUGAGAAAUGCCUUUCAACUUUUACAGCAUGGAGAAUUGCGGAAACUAGUGUAUACAUAUCCAGACAAUCCUCGAAAAAUGCUCUGUUGGUUUAGUCCAGAAAUACUUGAACAGAAUUUGAGUGGUUAUGAUACAAAGUCAGACAUCUAUAGUCUUGGUAUAACAGCUUGUGAACUGGCCAAUGGUUAUGCUCCAUUUACUGAUAUGCCCGCCACACAGAUGUUACUAGAAAAAUUAAAUGGAACAAAACCGGUGUUAGCCGAUUGUACAACAAUUGCAGAUCUCACAGCCGAUGAAAAUGUCACAAACUCUGAUGUUCCAGAGGAUUCUGGUAUAGAUAACGUGUCAGGCUCCAUCCAGAAGAACAGUGCCCUAGGUUAUGCCUAUAAUAGAACAUUCACCCAGAACUUUCACCAGUUUGUAGAACUGUGUCUAGAACGAGAUCCGGACAGAAGGCCUACAGCAACCAUUCUACUAAAUCAUCCAUUCCUAAAGAAUCUGAGAAAAAGGUGUACAUCUGUGUUACCGUCAUUGCUUCAUCCGGUUACACCACUUCUUGAUGUUUCCAAACUACCAAAAGAUGAUUCAGCAGUAGAAGACUUGGCAGAAGAAAUGGAAGACCUACAUUUUGAUGAGGACUGGGAAUUCUAGACACUUAUACAAUACUUAAAUACUGAUUCUGAAAUUAACACCCUCAAUACUUAGUCUAUAAGUUACAUCCUCAGUUAAAUUUAUUUGUAAAAUUUUAGCCUUGUGGCUUAUGAAAUAAUCUUUAGAUUGUAAGACACAAAACUAACUUGUAGCUUGUUAUUAUUUGUUUAUUGCAGUAGUUGUUACGCAUUGCUUUUCAUUAUUUAACAUAAUUAUAUAACCAAAAGCUAGCAUUAAGAGUAACAGUGCUGCAUGUUUGUAACAUCGCUUCUCAUUUGAUAAUAGUGAUGUUUAUAUAAAGUAUAUAUGGCAGCUGCUGUCCAUUUAUGAAUUUAUUUCAUUUUUUACAAGUACAGAAAUAUAUAUAAUUCAUUUGUUAUAACAUUUUUGACAAGUUAUAUGGCUGUAUAUAAUCAUUUAUUAUAUACAGUUAUUUAUAAAUGAAAUAUUGAAAAACAUUUACGAAAUAAAGUGCGUAUUUUUAUUUUCCGUAUUUACACCUUUUACUUUACUGAAACAUAUUUACUGUAUUUUCACUGGUGUUUUGCCAGACUAAUUUCUUCCUAAUUUUUAAACCAAUACGCAAAAUUAAGUAGAAGUAUUAAGAAUUGCAAGGUCAAAAAAAAGUGAAAAGUAUAUGAUAUAAAACAGAAAAUAAUUUUUUUUUCUAAAAAAAAAAGGUUUAUUUACAUUUUGUGAUAUGAAAAUUAUGAUAUUUUUUCACGAGUGGCAGUAGCCACUUAUGAAAUAUCUAUGUUCAUACCACUUGAUGAAAAUAAAUCCUAUAUUUAUAGAAAAAUCUUUAAUAUCCUUUUUUUGUAUGCAAGAUUACCAUGACCAUGCUGUUCUGGUUAUAUAUGCUGACAACCGUUUAUGUAGGACCAUAUAACCUUUCAGCAAUCAUUUUGUUAAGUUAACCAAUAAUAUAAAUUCAACACAACAGCUUGUAUAAUUCUUGAUUUUUAUUUCAAUACCUUAAAACUCCAUUAU
Messenger RNA from Ruditapes philippinarum (Manila clam), 2455 nucleotides. Its product is annotated as STE20-related kinase adapter protein alpha-like. NCBI's taxonomy places the organism in Eukaryota, Metazoa, Mollusca, Bivalvia, Venerida, Veneridae. Gene Ontology annotation, molecular function: ATP binding; protein kinase activity; protein serine/threonine kinase activator activity. The record is from RefSeq and is a predicted model, not a curated record. The transcript is spliced from 13 exons. The coding region runs from base 191 to 1465 and encodes 424 amino acids. Gene Ontology annotation, biological process: protein phosphorylation.